This is a messenger RNA of Engraulis encrasicolus (European anchovy), 2834 nucleotides long. RefSeq names its product ATPase, H+ transporting, lysosomal, V1 subunit B, member a (gene atp6v1b2a). Gene Ontology annotation, cellular component: proton-transporting V-type ATPase, V1 domain. The record is from RefSeq and is a predicted model, not a curated record. Gene Ontology annotation, biological process: vacuolar acidification; proton transmembrane transport; ATP metabolic process. Lineage: Eukaryota; Metazoa; Chordata; Actinopteri; Clupeiformes; Engraulidae. Bases 75 to 1586 code for a protein of 503 amino acids. Gene Ontology annotation, molecular function: ATP binding; proton-transporting ATPase activity, rotational mechanism. The transcript has 14 exons.
UAUGACUUCUGAGUGUCAAUUCUUUUGAACACAUCGGGUACCUUUCCUGAGCAAUCUACCGUAUUCGUUUCACAAUGGCAACAAUGCUGCAGAAUCGUCCUGUGGACCUCAAUGGCCCUGAAGCUGCAGCAAGACAACACGCCCAAGCAGUAACCAGAAACUACAUCUCUCAACCGAGGCUGACUUACUCUACUGUCUCUGGUGUCAACGGGCCCCUUGUGAUCUUGGACAAUGUCAAGUUCCCCAGGUAUGCUGAGAUCGUCCACCUUACCCUGCCGGACGGCACCAAGAGGAGUGGCCAGGUACUGGAGGUGAUCGGCACCAAGGCUGUGGUCCAGGUGUUUGAGGGAACCUCUGGAAUUGAUGCUAAGAAAACGGCAUGCGAGUUUACAGGAGACAUUCUUCGUACGCCUGUGUCCGAAGACAUGCUGGGGCGUGUGUUCAACGGCUCAGGGAAGCCCAUUGACCGUGGGCCUGUUGUGCUCGCUGAGGACUACCUUGACAUCAUGGGCCAGCCAAUCAACCCCCAGUGUCGUAUCUACCCCGAGGAGAUGAUCCAGACAGGUAUCUCUGCCAUCGACGGCAUGAACAGUAUCGCCCGAGGGCAGAAGAUCCCCAUCUUCUCCGCCGCUGGUCUCCCGCACAACGAGAUUGCUGCUCAGAUUUGUCGGCAGGCUGGCUUGGUUCAGAAGUCCAAGGACGUGAUGGACUACAGUGCUGAGAACUUUGCCAUUGUGUUCGCAGCUAUGGGGGUGAACAUGGAGACUGCUCGCUUCUUCAAGUCUGACUUCGAGGAGAACGGUUCCAUGGACAACGUCUGUCUGUUCUUAAACCUGGCCAAUGAUCCCACCAUUGAGCGCAUCAUCACCCCUCGUCUGGCCCUGACCACAGCUGAGUACCUGGCCUACCAGUGUGAGAAGCACGUGCUGGUCAUCCUCACGGACAUGAGCUCCUACGCUGAAGCUCUGAGAGAGGUGUCAGCUGCCCGAGAGGAGGUGCCAGGUCGUCGAGGUUUCCCUGGUUACAUGUACACUGACUUGGCCACCAUCUACGAGAGGGCCGGCCGUGUGGAGGGCAGGAAUGGCUCAAUCACACAGAUCCCCAUCCUCACCAUGCCCAACGACGACAUCACCCAUCCAAUUCCUGAUCUGACUGGGUACAUCACGGAGGGCCAGGUGUAUGUGGACCGUCAGCUGCACAACAGACAGAUCUACCCUCCCAUCAACGUGCUGCCGUCCCUGUCCCGUCUGAUGAAGUCUGCCAUCGGGGAGGGCAUGACCCGCAAGGACCACGCCGACGUCUCCAACCAGCUGUACGCUUGCUAUGCCAUUGGUAAGGACGUGCAGGCGAUGAAGGCCGUGGUGGGAGAGGAGGCCCUGACCCCAGACGACCUCCUCUAUCUCGAGUUCCUGCAGAAAUUUGAGAAGAAUUUUAUUGCUCAGGGUCCUUAUGACAACCGGACGGUGUUCGAGACCCUGGACAUCGGCUGGCAGCUGCUGCGUAUCUUCCCCAAGGAGAUGCUGAAGAGGAUUCCACAGAGCACGCUCGCCGAGUUCUACCCUCGCGAGUCCGCCGCGCGCCACUAGAGCACCUUCCCUUCUUUUACCUUCUCUUACUUUACCUUACAUUACAUUACUCAGCACCAACAUGUCCAAUCCCCAAAACGACCCCAACCACCCCUGCCCAUGGCAGCUCUGCUGUGUCUUGGGUUGGGAGAAAGGGAGGACAACACCCAUACACACAAACAAUAUGUGUGGCACACACACACACACACACACACACACACACACACACACACACACACACACACACACACACACACACACACACACACACACACACACACACACACGCGCGCGUAGGUGUUCCCUCCCUUUCCUCUCGUUUGACUCCAGAGAACUAUGUUUAGUUGGUUGUGUUGUGCUGUGCAUCCAUGACUGUAAGUAGAUGUUUGCAGGCCUAUGUGCGUGUGUAUGCGAGUGUGCACACAAAAAAAAAUCAAAACAAGAGACAAACUAUUUCCUGUAUCUGUGUGUAUACCUGUCGUCAACACUCUCUUGCCUGUUUUGUUGUGCAUUUAUGGCUUUAAUUUUUUGUUUAUUUGUGUGAGAUGUAAAUGAAAUGUGUGAACAGAAGAUGUUGAUAUGUAUGGCCCAUCAUGGUUACAUUUGUGUUAAUUGUGCUUCUCUUUAUGUCACCCUCAAAUGAAGACUAAAAGUCCAACACAUUUGAACUAAAAGGGAACAUGUGUCCUGUCUCUUGCUCUUGCGCUCCAACUCUCUUGCUCCGUCUGUCUCUCUCUCUCUCUUGGCUCUACCUGUCUCUCUCUGCUCUGGCUCUACCUGUCUCUCCCUCUCUUGCUCAGGCACUUCAGAUGUACCUCAGCUCUUCCAGUGUAAUGGGAUUUUUUUUCUCCUUCCCUUUUUCCGUAAUGGUACACAUUGUGUAAAACAAAGCUCUUCCCUGCCAAGACCAUUCAUUUGAUUCUGAAUACCACAUGAGCAACAGCAAUAUUGUUUUGUCAUUUUCGUCUCCCUGGGACCACAUUUCUGUUCUUAAUUGAAGUAAUACUUAUGCGUAUCUUCUUUCCUUCUGCUUCAUCUUAUUUUGCUGUCUGUAUGUUUGUCUUUCUGUCCCGUUCAGACACCGUGCUGGUUUGACUGGAAACAUGUUUACAUAAGUUGUGCUCUGACUGUAGUGGGCUGUGACAAAAAAAGACACUGAGCAUUCCUUUGUCAUUACUAAUUCGUUAUCUGAAUUGAUUUGUCUGUGAUUCUCCUUUUAUUAUAUUGCCCCCUCCUUAAAAAUAAAUAAAUUAUAUAAUUCUCACAGUA